Messenger RNA from Entrophospora sp. SA101, 795 nucleotides. The record is from the annotation of a GenBank genome assembly. NCBI's taxonomy places the organism in Eukaryota, Fungi, Glomeromycota, Glomeromycetes, Entrophosporales, Entrophosporaceae.
AUGGAGAAUAGUAGUGGUAGUAAUAAAACCUCAAGAUACAUUCUUUUACCCACUUCUGAUAAAAUCGAUGUUGAAGUUGAAGAACAAGAGCUUUCCACCUCAACUUCGCCUCUUAAAAAACCAUGGUACAAGACACCUUCUGCAUAUUGGUUAAUACCAAUGUUUGUAGUGAUAGCAAUGACAAGCGGGUUGGCCGUAGCAGUUGGAGUGCAAGUUUAUUUAAGAGCCGUAUGCCAUGAAUAUUAUUCAAAAAAUGGAGAAGCUUCAAUUCCUUUAUUAUUUAAUGGUAUUAUUGAUAAAUGUAAUAAUGCUGAUGUGCAAGCAGUAACUGCUCGAUUCCUUAUCAAAGCAAAUUUUUGUACAGCGAUCCCAGGAUCAUUCAUAGACGGAGUAACAGGUGGAUUUUAUGCAUUAUCAGAAGCAAGCUAUGCAUAUGCAACAGAUUCUACUCAUCCCACACGAAGGAGUGUGAUUUUUGGAUGGAUACAAGGGACAAUGUUUGCAGGGUUUAUGGCGGGACCAACAUUAGGAGGAUUGUUGGUGAAGGCAACAAAUAGUUUACUUUCAGAAAAAUUAUCAUUGAAUGUGAAACGUCAACAAGAGUUAUUUGCAAUAAACUGGACGGGAAUUAAAUUGAUUGAUUCUUUUCUCAGAUGGGUCUAUGUUAUGUUUAGACCAUUGCUAUUAUUUUUUCCAAAUGGACGACAACAACAAGAUAAUGAUAAUGAUAAAGUUCCUAUCGCUGCUUCAAGAUAUUCAUUCUCGCUAUUAGGAAUAAUGACGAAAGAGAUAUAA